Molecule: messenger RNA, 5098 nt
Organism: Drosophila serrata
Lineage: Eukaryota; Metazoa; Arthropoda; Insecta; Diptera; Drosophilidae
Gene: hep
Product: hemipterous
Biological process (GO): protein phosphorylation
Molecular function (GO): ATP binding; protein kinase activity
Source: RefSeq, a predicted model, not a curated record
UUUUGCACCUCUAUUGUACACGCGAAAUCGCAAAUCGAACAAAAUCAAGUGCAAGAAUUGUGCAAGUGAUACCGCCGCCCGCGGCCAAAAACCCAACCGAGCGCAGGAGUAGAAAUCCAUAAGCUCAAUUCUUCGUGUGUGCCAAGCGAAAAUUAGCGAAAAAACGUUGCGAGUUGUUGUUGCCAUUGCUGCUGUUACUACUACUACCACUGCUACUGCUAAGAGAGCGAAAAAGAGCGCUGUUCGUGUGUGUGUGUGUGUUUUGUGUCCCUCUCUGUCACAGUGACUGUGUUUUCCUUUUUCGAUUUUGUUUUUUUUUAUUGUGUUUUGUGUGGCCGCCAACAACAAAAUCCAGCUAUCCGCUAUUUGUGCAAGUGGGAAAGUUCAAAAAGCGUGUGUGUGAGUGUCCCGCAAAAAAAAAUAUUAUAUCAAAACAGCAGCAACAACAAGAACCACACACAAACACACACAUUCUGUCAGAGAGGGCACAACAAAACGGUUCGCACACACGCACCCUCCCCCGCCAGCGACAGUGCCAGUGUGCGUGCGUGUGUGUGUGUGUGUGUCGGUGUUUGUGUGAAAAAAUCGAAGAAGUGUUCGCCGAAAAGAGAAGAAACACAAAAACAACACAAAACGGCUUGAAAAGUGCAGCAACAAUAAUAAAUAAUUGAAUAUAUAUAUAUAAAUAUAUAAAUAAGAAGCGCGCAAAAUGUCGACCAUUGAGUUCGAGACGAUUGGCAGCCGCCUGCAGUCCUUGGAGGCGGCCCUCCAGGCCCAGAACGAGUCCCACGAGCAGAUAGUUCUCUCCAAAACGCGUCGUGUUCCACCACCACCACCCGCAACUGCAUCCACAUCUGCGUCCGCCGCCUCGCCCGUGACGUCCGCCGGCCUCAGCAUAGCCCAGCGGCCAGCUCCUCCAGUUCCUCAGUCAGCGCAAGCAGCAGCAGCCGCUGGCUCAUCCGUGUUUGCCUCCUCCGCCGCCGCAUCGUCCGCCGCUUUGGCUCCAUCAUCAUCUUCCUCCUCCUCGGCGAUGGCGACGACGGGCACCUUUAGUGGAUCCUUUGUCCCGCCCAAAACCAGGAGUCCUCGCCCCACGCCCAGUCUGCCCAUUGCCAGCGGUAUCUAUCACCGACCGCGUCACAUGAACCUGCCGCUGCUGCAACAGUCGCAUCCGUCGGAGACUGAGACGGACAAGAAGCUUAAGAUCAUCAUGGAGCAGACGGGCAAGCUGAACAUCAAUGGACGGCAAUAUCCCACGGAUAUCAAUGAUCUGAAGCACCUGGGCGAUUUGGGCAAUGGGACCAGCGGCAAUGUGGUCAAAAUGAUGCAUCUGUCCAGCAACAUGAUCAUUGCCGUCAAGCAGAUGCGUCGCACUGGGAACGCCGAGGAGAAUAAGCGCAUUCUGAUGGAUCUGGAUGUGGUGCUCAAGUCGCACGAUUGCAAGUACAUUGUCAAGUGCCUGGGGUGCUUCGUACGCGAUCCGGAUGUUUGGAUCUGCAUGGAGCUGAUGUCCAUGUGCUUCGACAAGCUGCUCAAGCUCUCAAAGAAGCCCGUGCCGGAGCAGAUACUGGGCAAGGUCACAGUGGCGACGGUCAAUGCCUUGUCGUAUCUAAAAGUCAAGCAUGGGGUCAUCCAUCGUGAUGUGAAGCCCUCAAACAUACUGAUCGACGAGCGUGGCAAUAUCAAGCUCUGUGAUUUUGGGAUCAGCGGUCGCCUGGUGGACUCCAAGGCGAACACACGCUCUGCGGGAUGUGCUGCGUACAUGGCGCCAGAGCGCAUCGAUCCAAAGAAACCAAAGUACGACAUUCGCGCCGAUGUCUGGUCGCUGGGCAUAACGCUGGUGGAGCUGGCCACAGCGCGAUCCCCAUAUGAGGGCUGCAACACGGACUUUGAGGUGCUCACCAAGGUGCUGGACUCGGAGCCACCGUGCCUGCCCAUCGGUGAGGGCUUUAACUUUAGUCAGGAGUUUCGCGAUUUCGUCAAGAAGUGCCUCACAAAGAACCAUCAGGAUCGACCCAAGUAUCCGGAACUGCUGGCCCAGCCCUUUAUCCGGACAUAUGAAAUAGCCAAAGUAGAUGUACCCAAUUGGUUUCAGAGCAUCGUCGACAAUCGGCAUCGUGCCAAUGGUGGCGAUACCACGCUCAAGAGGGCAACGGCGGCUGGUGGCGGAUCUCUAGCAACACCGUAUGGCAGGGCGCCGGGACAGGUGCAGAAUCAUCCACAGAAGACAAUAAAACCCUCGCAGAUACCGAGUUACCAGCAGCAGUCGCAUCAGCAGCAGCAGCAGCAGCAGCAGCAGCAGCAGCAGUCGCAAUCGCAGUCGCAGUAUUUCAUGCAAUCAGCCACACAACUACCUCAAGCGAAGACAGCAACGACACCAACAGCAACAACUACCAAUUGCUUUGGCGGAAACGGAAGCGGAAAUGGCAGCAGCAGCAGCCCCAGCCCCCUGUCACCGCCAACGGGCAAUGAUCUUAAUAAGUUCUAUCGCAAAUCGCCCUUCAUGCAGCGCAAGCUGAGCAAUGGAAGCCAUCAUUCUUCCCACUACAAAUACAACGAUGAGAGCCCCAAAAAGGAGUCCAUGUUCAGUAGCAUUGGCCAAACAAUUUUACGCAAUCUAACCACAUCGCCGUUUAGCCAAAAGAAACACAACAACAGCCAUGGAUUAACAUCACCAUCAUCAUCAUCAUCAUCGUCAGCAGCAGCAGCAGCAGCAGCCGCAAAGACAAUACCACUGCCGCCGGAGGAGGCUGUUUCACCUGGAACACCAACGACCACGACAGGAUGGCGCCUGCCAGCCUCGGAUUGCAUGUCCGUAGCCCACGACAGCUGUGAUAGUAGUACUAAUGCCAAUACGAGCGCCCCUCAGACCCUUAACCUGAACCUCAACCUCAAUCUGGGCCUUGUCACACCCUCACCAUUGAUGCAGCGCAAGGUAGAGUCGCCGCCAAACCUGCAACAUCAACAGCAGCAGCAGCAACAGCAACCUAUUCGCGUGCAACCAGGCAAUCAGAGUCCCAUAGUGCUGCAACGAUUCUACCAUCAACAAAACCAACUGCGCGAAAAGGAGGCCGCCGAGCGGUACCAGCAGCAGCAACAGCAGCAGCAACAGCAACAACGCCAGCAGCCGGUAGUAGUCACCAGCACGAAUCCUUUUCACAGCAACUAUGUGGCGCCGCCGCCAUCUACGCACUCCACAUCUAGUCAGUCGUCCACGCAGUCAACAUGCUCGCAAAUAGCAGUCAGUUUAUCGCCUUCGACAGGUUCAGGAGCAGGAGGACCAGGAGGAGGAGGACUUCCUGGAGCUGGAGCUGUGUCAGCUGGUCACUUUGGCUCGGUGGGCAAUGGCGAGCAGCUGCAGUAUCAACCCUUGCCCAGUCCCACACUCCUGCCCAGAUCACCAGAGCAAUUACAAACCACUGCAGACUAUAGUGGAGCUGGUGGCAAUACCAGUAAGCUGGGCAAGCUCUAUGCACGUCGCCAGUUGUUGGGUCAAAGUUCGAGCAGUGGGGCAAGCAGCAGCAGCCUGGAUGGAUACAGCAGGGAGCAGCCGGAUGCGGGCUGGUUCCACACACUCGCCGGCGCCAUGAAGCGGCAGUUUGCCACCUAUGUUAAAACCCAAUUGAAUUCCACAGCCAGCCUGGAUCAGCAGGAGCAGGAGCCAGCCGGUGGUGGUGGUGGUGGUGGUGUGCAUCAGCAUCAGCCUCAUCCACUGCAACCGCCCCAGCCGCCGGCGUAUAGGAGCAUUGUGAACAAUGGUGGCAAUAGCAAGUCCUAUUACUAUCGCACCUUGUCGGCGGCCAGCAGCAGUAGCAACACGAGUCAGAGCACUUCGCCGACGACAGAACCACUGCCUGGCGGUGGCGGCGGCGGUGGUGGAACAAGUAGCUUCCUGCGACGCUAUGCCAGCAGCAGCACCCCGCCCAGUCCUCACAUAUUGGCUGGAUUGGAUCGAAGGCACCGCAGUCCGGAUCCGCCGCCGCGCUAUAAUCGGGGCCAAUCACCACUGCUGCUGCGCAAGAAUCUGUUGGAGCUGAGUGGGGGAUCGCCGCUGCUGCACCGAAGAUACGUUUCGGCCUCGCCACCGUUGCCGCCACCGCGUCGCGGUUCGGAGAGCGUGCCAGGAUCACCGCAACACUUUCGCACCCGCAUCCAUUAUACACCCGAGCCACAGAGACGCAUCUACCGGACAAUAGAUCAAUGAGUGGCGCUGCAAAUCAUGGUCAUGUGAUGUUGGUAUGGCUUCGACGAUGAGCCCACCGCCGUAGCCCGUAACGAUCAGGGGGAGGAUGAGGAGGAGGAGGAGCUGGAGCUGGAGUCUCGGCCUGUUUCCGAGGUAAUAUCAAUGCCCGCCUAUCCGGACCUUGGUGAGGCCAGGCUCAAUCGGAAUAGGUUAGCUCUAGGUCGACGAUCGUGCUCGGCAAGUGGCUCGUAUGCGAGCUUAUAUACGGCGGAUGUGGAGCAAGCAUGGCCACGAGGAGGGGCAUCAACCAGAGCGAGCUAUCAGACCUGGCGCGGUGGUGACUGAUGACAGCGGCAAUGGAAAGUGUUCAAUAAAGUCAGAUACUUCAGGCUCCAACUGUACAUAGGGAUACAUACGUGUAUCUGUAGGGUUCUAUAUAUAUAUAUAUAUAUAUAAUGCAUAUAUAUAUACACAUCCGAUAAUAAUAUAAUAGUGCAAUAGUUGAAAGCAAUUCAGUUCUCCAGUUCUCGCUCCCUUUUUCUCCUUUACUCAUUUUCUAUUUCCCUCUUUUGCUCUCAUAUCUGCUGUCUGUGCUGUAUCUGUAUCUAUGUAUCUAUGUAUCUGUAUCCGCAUCCGUCUCUGUAUCCGCUGUAUUCGCUCCUGUAACCAAAAGUUAACCCUAAAUAAUAGCUAAAUCGAAGGGGGAACGCGAAAUAAUAAUAAAUUCAAUUGAUUUUUUUUUGUUUUUUGUAGCUUUGUAUAUAGAGAGAUGAUUGGAGGAGAGAGGGUGAAGUGCAAGCACUCGUUGCAUUUGCUGUUUGCAAUUUGUUUUAGUUUAUAAUCUAUACAGAUUUCAUCAAGGAACACCGACAAAACAACAAAUACAACAAUAAACAACAAACAUUAACAAUGGAA